This is a messenger RNA of Mandrillus leucophaeus (drill), 742 nucleotides long. RefSeq names its product erythropoietin (gene EPO). NCBI's taxonomy places the organism in Eukaryota, Metazoa, Chordata, Mammalia, Primates, Cercopithecidae. The record is from RefSeq and is a predicted model, not a curated record. Gene Ontology annotation, cellular component: extracellular region. Gene Ontology annotation, molecular function: erythropoietin receptor binding; cytokine activity; hormone activity. The transcript is spliced from 5 exons. Bases 77 to 655 code for a protein of 192 amino acids.
CUUCCCGGGAUGAGGACUCCCGGUGUGGUCACCGGGCGCGCCCUAGGUCGCUAAGGGACCCCGGCCAGGCGCGGAGAUGGGGGUGCACGAAUGUCCUGCCUGGCUGUGGCUUCUCCUGUCUCUGCUGUCGCUCCCUCUGGGCCUCCCAGUCCCGGGUGCCCCACCACGCCUCAUCUGUGACAGCCGAGUCCUGGAGAGGUACCUCUUGGAGGCCAAGGAGGCGGAGAAUGUCACGAUGGGCUGUUCCGAAAGCUGCAGCUUGAAUGAGAAUAUCACCGUCCCAGACACCAAAGUUAACUUCUAUGCCUGGAAGAGGAUGGAGGUCGGGCAGCAGGCUGUAGAAGUCUGGCAGGGCCUGGCCCUGCUCUCGGAAGCUGUCCUGCGGGGCCAGGCCGUGUUGGCCAACUCUUCCCAGCCUUUCGAGCCCCUGCAGCUGCACGUGGAUAAAGCCAUCAGUGGCCUUCGCAGCAUCACCACUCUGCUUCGGGCGCUGGGAGCCCAGGAAGCCAUCUCCCUCCCAGAUGCGGCCUCGGCUGCUCCACUCCGAACCAUUACUGCUGACACUUUCUGCAAACUCUUCCGAGUCUACUCCAAUUUCCUCCGGGGAAAGCUGAAGCUGUACACGGGGGAGGCCUGCAGGAGAGGGGACAGAUGACCAGGUGCGUCCAGCUGGGCACAUCCACCACCUCCCUCACCAACACUGCCUGUGCCACACCCUCCCUCACCACUCCCGAACCCCAUC